AUGAAAUUAAGAAUCAAAUUGACAAAGCUAAAAAUGAUUAUUACAAAUGCUAAUACUGUUAACGUUCCGUUGAUUCAAACCAGUUGCAUGAAAACUGAAUUUGAUUCUACUUAUCCAUCAAGUUUAAAUGGUAUUAUCACAUCCCAAGAUUUUUACAAGUCAAUAACGCAUAUUAAUCGUGUAUUGUUGCCUCCGACUCUAUUCCGUGCUGCAUUAUAUUUUAUACCAUUAUGGAUGAUUGUCGGAUUUUUACUCUUUGCAAUUACCGGAGUACGAGCCGCUGUUAAACACGAGUCAGGAUUUCCAACCAUCGUUGUUGUCGGAUUUGUGAUGUGGGGCACGGGUAUUGUAUUGACGGGUUUUGGUUGUGUAUUAAUCCAAAGCCAACGUCUACAACAACUUCGAAAAGCCGUUGCAUGCGAAUCAGCUAAAUAUUCAUCGUCGGAAAAACCGUGUACUUGGCGACUUGAUACAAUACCAGGGUGGAGAACAAGACAUCUCUCAUAUACUUUAAAGAUUGAUAUUGAAUCGAACGUUAUUCCAACUUACGUCGUUUAUCAAAAUGUUUAUCCACUCUCAAACUAUUCAGAUACUCCUCCUGCUUAUCAACAAUAUGACCAGUAUGGUACAGAUGCGGCACAAUCUGUGCUAUAUUAUAAUAAUAGUAAACCACAAAAUAAGCAAGAAGUUGAGCAACAACAGACUGUUACUUAUUGUUCGCAGUGCGACGUAGCACAAGUAAAAGAAGGGCAAAAUGAAUCAACUUCAUCAUCACCUUCAUUGAUAUCACGUCUAGUAUUACCAUUACAUAAUAAACGAUGGAAAAGACGAAAUAAGAAAUAUGGAAAAAUAGAUAAUUUUUCUGUUGAUUUGCAUUAUAAAAAUGCUUUAUCUUCUUACAAAUUACAAUUAUCAAAGAUAAAUGGUAAUCGAAAACUAGAAGCUGAUUUGAAUUCAUUCAUUGCUUGUACAAUAGCCGUAUUAGGAGAAUACGAUGAUGCUAUCGGAUGGUUUAUCAAAUAUUUAAGAUUAACAACAGAAAUGCAGAAUAAAUAUGACAAAUCAAUGGCCUAUUAUUAUUUGGGUCUUAUGUAUCAUUACAAAGCAAAAUUCAUGCUUAGGAAUUCUUUCAAACUAAAUAAUGAAAUAAGAAGUCUUCUACAAGUUUCAUUACUAUACUACGGACAAAAUUCGGACCUUGCAAAAGAAUUAAAAGAUCAAAUUGGAGAAGCUCGUGCUUAUGGAAAUAUUGGAAACAUUUACUGUUUAUUAGAAAAUCAUUCAGCAUCAAUUAACUAUUUUACGAAACGUUUAGAAAUAGCCAAACGGUGUCAUGAUAAAGAAGGAGAACGUCGAGCACAUGGAAAUUUAGGAAAUGCUUAUUUGAAAUUGAACAAUUUUGAAAAAGCAUUAAUUCAUUAUAGAGAAGCAAUGGAUAUUGAUAUUGUACCGUUUACAGAAACUGUAUAUACAGGUCCCAUUUAUUCAUUGAAACAAGAUUAUGAUCGAUCAAUAUAUUGUCAUCAAUUUCUUUGUCGAAUGGAAGAGACAUCUUUUAGAAAUCAGCGUUUCCAAAUAACAAAGAGCGAUAGACUCUCAAUGUUAGUACGUAUGCAGAGUAAUGUUUCUAAUAAAAUAAAUAAACAAAAAGAUGAACAAACGAGUCAACCAUUUUUGGAUCAAUUAAUGAAAUGUCAGAAAUCAAGAUAUGAAGAUCAACGCGCUGUUCUACCACCAUUACGAACAGACAAUGAUUGUUUUCCGAAUAAAAAAUUCAUUUCAAAAACAGAAAAUAACGAUGAUCUUUUUUCGUUAUUAGAGCGUGCUCAAUCGAGACGUAUAAAUGAUCAACGUUCAUAUUUACCAUCAUUUGAUUUAAAAUAA
This is a messenger RNA of Didymodactylos carnosus, 1884 nucleotides long. NCBI's taxonomy places the organism in Eukaryota, Metazoa, Rotifera, Eurotatoria, Philodinida, Philodinidae. The record is from the annotation of a GenBank genome assembly.